GCUGUGGCAUCAUUCGCCCCUCAUACCCACCGCAUCUUUCCGGUUGGGGAUAAUCCCACCUCCCUCCCUCCCUCCUGCUGGCGCCACAGGAACAAAUGUGUCAUUCUCUCAUGUCGCAGGAGCAUUCAGUUAAAACUGUUUAUGUAAUGUAGGACAGAGAAGACACAGCUUUCCAAGGAAACUGAUGUGAUCUCUAAAUAAUAAAAAAAAAAAAAGAUGGGAUGACAGGAGCAGCGGCUGCAACAGUUCGAUGGAGGGAUGAGGCGCAGGCGUACAGUGAGUGCGAGCUUUUGGGUGGAAAACAAAGGUAACCAGACCUGCUGUGUCUCAGAGCAAUUCUGUUUUUCUGUCGAGACAUGAAGGAGCAGGGGUGGCAUGAAACCGAUUUUUCACUUUCCUCUCCAAGAGCAAAUGGUGGAGAAACAAAAGCAUCAUGGCUGUGCCGAGGCGAGCAAGAGGCGCUUUUACGCUUUAAGCAUCAGAGUGAUUCCCUCAGGUUGUGAUGAUGGAAGUGAGAUGAGAUUGUUUGGGUUAUUUAACAGCUGCUGCAGUGACUGAACGCGCUUCAUUUUACCUGCUCCACGCAGAUUCCUGCUGAAAGACGAUGCCUGCAUGCUCAGGCUGUAGCUGGCUUUAAGAGGACCUGUGUUCCCCCCCUGCUGGUUUGAGGUCUGACCGUUUUUCAUCAGCAGCACCACGGACAGCGACAAUGACUCGGCUCCGCAGGAAAGCUCUGGUGGCUCUCUUCCUCUUCGCGCUCUUCAUUUUCGGGGCCAUGAUGGGACUCAGGACGCUCAAACCCAGCGAUGGCUUCUCGGACCUGGCCCCGGGCAUGGACUUCAUCGGGGAUAGGUCCGAGAGGAGGCGGCUGGAUGUGAAAGAUGUGGUGGUGUCUCCAGGCCAGUUCCACAUGGGGAGCAGCGACACCAAGGUGGUCUUCACCAAGUCAGACCGGGAUUACAGCAUCUUUUAUGAUGUGCACAUCUUCUACUACCUGUGGUACGGCUCCCCCAGCAUGGACAACAAGUACAUCCACUGGGAUCACGUGCUGGUGCCACACUGGGACCCAAAGAUCGCAGCCAGUCAUGCCCAAGGAAGGCACACUCCCCCUGAAGACAUUGCGUCAAGUUUUUACCCAGAGCUGGGACCCUACAGCUCCAGGGACCCAAAAGUGCUGGAGUCUCACAUGUCCCAGAUAGAGGCGGCUGCAGCAGGUAAUAGUGGACCUAUAUGUUUACCAUUCAUUUCAUAAUGAUGCUGGCAUUUCUAUGUAACAGCCCCCGAAGAGCCCCCACCAAAGAUAACAAUGAUGCCCCCUUUUUUAUGAAAGUUUGGGGGAGUAAAUACUUGAUUUAGUCUUUUUACUUUUUAAAAUAUAUUAAUUGUAUGGUGGCCGAGAACCGCCACUGCUGCAAAUAGAAAAGAAUGCAAAAAAAAGAAGCCACAACAGAAGUUACCGAUGCAGAUAAAAAAAGAAACAGUGCAGAUAAAAAAAAUAAAAAAGCCACAACAGAGGCUUCAGUUCAACUUCACAUCGACUCAGGCGCUACAUGCCCCAACCAAAUGACACAUUGAAAAGCACAAUUAAACAAUAACCUUUUCCACUUACUUUUUUGCUCGUCUUCUCGCCGUUGUCUUCUGUGCCAAGAUCAUAAAACACCGGUGCAUCACCAUCCCUGGUAGCUCACUUCCGUUGUCGCUUCUUUAUUUGUAUCCUUUUAUUUUCGCAGUAAGUUACUUUUUUUUCCAUCGUCACUUAUUUUUGGGUCGUUAACUUCCGUUGUGGCUUUUUGUUUUUCUGCACUGUUUCUUUUAUAUUUGCAGUUUCUUUUUUUUUUUGCAUUAGUAACUUUCAUUGUAACUUCAUUUUUUUGCAUUCUUUUUUUAUUUGCAGCAGUGGCAGUUCUCGGCCACAGUAAUAUUGCAUAUAUUUUAUUUUACAUUUUGCAGAAAAAUACAACACAGGGCACCAAGACAAUAUAAAAGUGAAUGUUUGGGUUUGGUAAAAAAAAAAAAACUGGAAAUGGCACAAAAACUACAACAAGAAGGCAAAUAGAAGGUAAUAGAAAACCUACAUACUCAAUACUAAAUUUCUAUAAUACAAUUUCAAAAAGAUUUCGAGUCUAGAGCUUUUAAUUCAAUAAUUGAUUUUAAUCCAAAAGAUGACUUAAAGAGAGGACGACAGAGAGCCCAGUCUUGUCUAGUUGAAUAAUCACAAUAUUGAAUUAUUGACGUAAUAACAUCUAAAAUAAGACAAGUAAAUCUGCUUUGAUAUACAUAUUUUAAGAGAUAGACGUACGAGUUUGAAAAAUGUUAGCAUUAAAAAAAGAGAAAUGGGGAUGCACUUGCAAUAAACUAGGCUGUCUCAGAAACACUUAGAGAUUUUGAUGGUAUGAUUGCUGUCAUAGCAACAGUGGUGGACAGUAACUUAUUACUUAUUAUGGGUACUCUUACUUGAGUAGAAGUACUUGGGUAUUUUCUGGAUAAGCCCUGCACGUUUUAAAUAGCAUAAAAGAUAAAUAGAAAAAUACAAACUUACCAUUGACUGUAUAACAGCCAGCUGUCUGGCAGGCUGCACUGCAAAAAACUUUAAUUUUGUUAAGUGAACUUAUCUCUUAUCUGGUCGAAACAGCACAUAACACUCAAUUUAACUGGCGAUGACAUAAAAGGCAGAGAUUUCAAUCUUGUUUCAACAUGUCUGUAGUGAAAAAAUCUCAGUGUCUUGAAAUAAGUCCUACAUCUAGUUUAAUGUAAUUUAUAAGAUUUUUGCCUCCUGCAUUUGUAGCCACUUUCACUCAUAGCAAUCAAUGGUGUUUUAAUUUUUGUCUUUUAAUAACAAGCCUUUCUGCACAGCCAGACAUGACUUAAGUGUAACACUGGAUUCUUUACCCUGGAUAAGCGCAGAGUCAAAAUCCCUCCACAUCUUAUUCCUAAUUUUAUCAACUCUUUCAAAGUUUUCUUUGUGAAAUGCCAAAUAUCUGUUACCAUCCAUCACAUUCACAAGCUCAGCUGUGUGUUGUAGGGGUGCUGGUGUUGUCCUGGUAUCCUCCUGGGGUAGCCGACGACCACGGGGAGCCCACAGAGGACCUGGUUCCUGCUGUCAUGGACGCCGCCCACAGGCACAGCAUCAAGGUAACUGGUGAGACAACCGGUAUGUUUUUCCUUUCUAACGAUUGACUGAAUGAAUGACUGUGACAGGGUUAGUCUAAGAACUUCAUAUGUCUCUAGCCUUAACUGUAAGUCUAUGCAUGUGCGAUGCAUUUCGGAGGGAUAAGACGAUAUGUAACUAACAUCACAAUACAAAUCCACUGAAAGUCUCACUUGGGUCCAGACAUCAUACAAGAAAAUGACAGUAGAAGUAAAAUUUGUGUGUUACAUGAACUUGAAUAUCCUGUUACAUGCACACAAAGAAACCUGGUUAUUAAUAUCCCUGUGUACAUGAUCAAUACUUGUAUCCCAGUCUCUGAUUACUGCAUCUUAGUUGCACGGGUGCCUGCAGUGAAAUUUUUGAAAAACGAGCUGCAGCGAUUUUUCAAUCUGAGAAAAAAAAGACUAUUGUUGCUUAGUGUGGGCUUCGCAUUAUUACAUGCAAACAUGGCGCCGCAUAUACAGCACACCCACCUGAUUUCCAGCAACAGAGGAAGAGAGCGACUGCAAAUAUUAACCUCAGCCUUGACUGCAGUCAGCUUGUUACUUCCACCACGUAGGAAGGGAGCAACAGGUGAAGAAACACAACUUUAUGAUUAUAUUUCAUUACUGAAAGAUGAAACUCAGUUUCUUCUUCUCCUUAAGUGAGAAGCUCUAGCUGCUACUGCCAUGUUUGUUUCGCCAGGGUAAGGCUUACGAAUGCCACAGUCUCCCAUUUUCUUUCAUCAUUGUCUCUCAAAUCAGGAAAUGUUUGUGUGCACAGACACAAAACCAGGAUCCUUCAAGAAUCCAAUCAAAACCAGGAUACUCAUGUUUAGGUUUCACUGAUUCAGACUUUAUGUCUCUCAGCAGAUUGAGAUCUAACAAGUCUCAAAUUUGAGCUGUUCUUUGGUGUUAGUUUGCAACAUAAACCAAACAGCAACCUACGUUGUUGAAAAAUGAGACAACUGUGAAAAUGCUAAAAAAGGCAAUGCCUCAAGCUUCCACUUAAAGACACUGAGACCCUCCUCAACACUGAGGACUCAAGGUGAGCUGAAAAAGUACUACUUAUCAAGGACCACGUUAAAACUCCUGUGAGGGAUGUUUUUGAUAUUCAUGAAGCAGACUGAUGCCCUUUUAUAACAUACAAAAGCCAACAAGACUAUCAGGGACAAGAAUUAGAGUUUUCACAUUUUAAUUUCAGGGUCUCGGGUCAGAGGUUAGAUGAAAGCCAGGCAGCUACAGACACCACUCUUUGUAACUUUCUGUACAAUAUUUACAAUAAAUGAUACAUAGGAUUGUCAAAAGUCUGCCAGAUAACACUGUUCAAGUGUGGAAAGGACAAGGUCAGCAAAGACUGCUCGUCAGUAAAGCUUAUUACGUAAUAGGUGAAUGGUGCGACACAUCUUCUACUACUUACUGCAGUAAUAUUGAGCAUGCACACAUCAGCUAUAGUUGUCAAAAGUGUAGAUUUGAGUGAUCAGACCCACACGGAAACACUCUUUUGUCAUAAGUUAAGAAAAAGGGUGUCAUGCCCUUUAUCUAAAUGCAGAAUGUCUUGCAGCUGCAUUGCAUUCUGGUCCGAUGAGACUCCUGACAGCUGAGAAACUGUUACCCAUCCCCAAACUGGCUGCAUAUUUAAUUUCUGAGGCUCUGACCUCAAAACCUGACAUUUACAGUAAUAUGAACGCUGCAGAGGGAUGAAAAGGCUCUGCUUACGUUCCCUAUUUAAACUAUUUUUACUGACUGGGGAAGCUUCAGGGUACAUUUUCUAUUUCAGUGCUUGUCUCUUUCUAACAGAGUCACAUGUACUUUAGCACAGAGGGAGUUUGACACCACAGAGCCAUGAGAUGCUGAAGAUGCUCAAGAAAACAAGCAGAGCACAGACUCUGUAGAUUCAGCUUUAAGGGGAAGAGGAGAUUUCCUUUAGUUUACUUUCCUGUUCCUGAGGAGGUCUCAGAUCGAGAAAUGAGUCUGUGUGUCUCUGUCAAACUUACACAACAGUGUGUGUCUCACAGCUGACCCCAGGCUUGAUGCUGCAGUGUUUUAGUGCAUCAAAGACAAAGCUCAGACUGGAGUCCGUGUUUGUAUGCUCUCAGCCAGUUAUAUAUGUCAUUUGACAAAGUGCUUUGACAGAGGAGAAACUCAGAGUAUAUUAAGAAGCCAAAUGAGGUCUGGAGAGGAGUUGUUCUUCUACUACUGUUACCAACAGGCAGAUCUCAAGAGCUAGAUCCUCAUUAAUUAAGUAUAGAUUGACCCUUUUAGCAACCCUAAAAGUCUGGUCACACUUUUUAUGCACCCACCUCUCAUAAUUAAACAUCAUAAACCCAUUUAUAAAGCUUUAAUGUCCUUACACACCGGGAGCAACGCAAAUAUACAACCUGAAAUUAUGAAAUAUUCGGAGGCGAAUUUUGACGCGCUUGACUAUAAACGACUAUAAACAAAGACGUUUAGCAAACUGUUAAGGCACAUAAACCAUCGUCAUAUGAGAAAUCCAACGCUAUGACUCAACAAGUUGUCCUUCAGGUCGUUAUCUUUGUAAUAUUUGUGUUUUUCAUCAAAAAGCACUCUGUUCUCCGACACGUAAACAAUCAGCCGGUCGGCCAUGUUGGAUAUACCGGUGAAUCUGAUGUCGCAACAACACGAAAUCUGAUUGGUCAGAGGUGGACACACAGUAUGCAAAACUUUCGACUGUGAUACGAAAAAAUAAAUGCCUCAAUAUCGCAGGACGGGAAAACGCCACUGAUGUGAACGCUUGUAUUGACAGGAUACGGGUUUGGAAAAAAACUUUUGACGUCCGAUUCUGAUUCCUCGUUUCGAUUCCAGUUCCUGACGAUUCUCUAUUCUGAUUCUUUUAAACGGCAGGAUAUUUGUAAAAAAUGCAUCGUUUUCAUAAGGGUGCUAACCGGAGUUCUUCUUUUUGGAUGAAAUUUCUGAACUUCUCCAUGAAUUUUUAGAUUCUAUUAACUUUUCAAGAACUUUCUCAUGAAUUUCUCACAGGGCUAUUUUCAACCAGUAUAUAAAUAUCAAUGUUGUCAGGUUGUUUGUCUAUGAAAAAGUACAAGAGCUAACGUUAGUUGGAUAUUUAAGUUGACCCACCAUACACAGUACAAUUUGUUUGUCGCUUCAGUGUUAGCAGAAGACAGAAGUAACUUACUGCUUCACUUAUCUGAUUCUGGCUGGCGUUGACCGGCGUAGCGCGUCAAAGACACUCAGGUACUUCUCCUCCAUGAAUCCUGAGGUGUUUAAUCAUGUUGGUCGUUCACCCUCCUUUGCAUGGUUUAACUGUGUGGCUAAUGUUGCACCAAAAUAAAUGUUCAUUCUUCCUGCUAAAGUUAGCCAAACUUUUAACCACCGCCGCUGUGGGUUGCAAUACACUCUCUCUCUCUGUCUCUCUUCUCUCCCUCUGUCGCUUCGUCUCAUAAACUUCAUCCUCGUUGGUGUUCGGCGGCUUCUUCCUGGUUGGUGUUCGGCGGCUAUUUCUUCCGGUCGGCGGACGACGCACGCUGUUAGCCCGAGACCGACGUCCGCGCAUGGCGGCCAUCUUGCUUCAGGCAGCUGGCCCACUCAUAACAUGACAGUCUACGGUGCAUGUAGCAUUUAAACAACCAUAGAUUGCUUAAUUUUAAACCGAUUUUCAAACGGUUUGGUUUGUAACAAACCUCAGAGUUUUAGUUAUGUUCCUGCAUACUCAAGAACAAUUUUAAGUAAACAUUAAGCACAUUACAAUACCUGACCUUGUAAGUCAUGAUAAAAUGCUUUGUAAUGUGUUAUGAUUAUUGCUAUAAAGCAAUGCGCUAUAGAGAUAGGCGUCAAAUAAAGUGUUACCAAUUGCUGCAAAUUUUCCUACCGUGGGAUGAGUAAAGGUUUAACUCAUACCCUGUUUGGGGUUGGUGUACAUAUUCUCAAAAAUUGCCUCUACUUGGACAAAAGGAGCAGUAUGUAUAUAAACAGCAGAGCAAAUGUGAUGGAGUAAACAGUAAAAGGGAUUAGAAAGAGUAGGAAGCUUUAAAAAACAAGUUCAAACAUACAAACCUCCCACAAUGCUGCCACUGUCGUCUUUUACUGCCUUAAUCUCAGUUCUAUCAUUAGAGUAAUCUCCUCCAGUGUCACUAUGUCUCUUGUUUACAUCCCACACGUCCUGUUGUUGUAUACAACCUAAGCUUAAUGGCGUGCCCUCUGGAGGUAUCCUCCAACAACACAUGUGGUGUAUAAUAAAGUAUAUUUACAAUUACGCAGCAAGACCCCACACCUAUGCAAGGCUGCACAGUGAGUAUAUAUCCACACGCCUGAGCAGUUACUUAGUCGAGCCAAAAAUGAAAUUGUUAGGUCCUCCACCAUGAUAAGGAGCAGUCCUAAGCCUUUGCAGCUUUUUGAAGAGGGAUGAAAGAAUUGAGAGGAGAGAAAUCUGUGGAGUUAUGAGCAAGGUGGGAAGGGAACAGCCUUUAUUCUCAUAUCAACUAUCACUCAUUGAUUUGUGCAGUGCAUCUUUACUGACUUCUCUGGAGCUUUAUAGCACCAGCAGUGCCAAAAGAAAGUUAAAAUACAGACCUUAAAACUGCCAUUAAGGGGUACCUUGAAACAAAUCACAAAUGUGUCUGUUUUUAACUGUCUGAGUGUAACUAAGUGUGAGAGUGUUAUUAUUUUACUCAGAACUUUCCCAAUAAUAAAAUGUAUGCAUAUAGAGUGAGAAGAAAGUUGAAGAAGUACACAAAAGUGUUUGCUUAUAUUCAAUAUUUUUUCUCAUUUAGUGCAGUAAAUUCUAGUUUUUUAAUUACUUUCCUACUUACUUUAUUACUUAUUUUAUGUAGGCCACAUUGGAUUAUUUCUUACAGUGACUAAAAUGUCUUUUAUUUGCACUCUGCUUCAGCAUUUCUUUAUUUCACAUCUCCGUUUACAUAAUAAGCUGAUUUAGUGCAGCAUCCACUUGCAUGAUGAUGUAACAUGGCUUCAGGUUAGUGUUGUCAUUGUCUGAAGAGAAGCCAAACAUUGGUGAAAACUGUUCAGGAGGCCUGUUUGUUGCGGCGCCGUCUUUUCGCCAGAGACACAGGGUGUAAAUAUGAGAGUGUGUCAGCACCACAGGAGGGGCCCUGAUAGAGAAAACAAAACACUUUUCAUCUGCAUCCAUUCAAGCUCUAUCCGGCCAAACUGGACCAGACUGAGCAGCAUCUUACCUCACCGCGCUUUCAUGAUUUCCAACCAGUCGAGACAACUGACAGGCUCGGGCCUGUGCGCCAAAUGCCACAUCACCAUGGAAACUGUUUAAGAAGACCUUGCAGCCUCUUUUGAAAAAUAAAGUGGGCGUCAAGCGCUCAGUGUUUGUGGCAUGACAGCUCCGUCAAUGCUUUAGUGUGUGUGUGGCUGAGCAGCAGUGGACCUGUUCCUCUUUGUGACUGAAGUGAACAGUUCGCUUCAGUUGAUGCCGCAGUUUGUCCUGCAGGACAGAGAGACUCCACCACUCUGCUUUCAGCUCCUGAUACAAAAAAUAACACACUGCAGUCUGUAAAAGAUCAUAACUGUGUUUUUUUAUGAUUAAUAUCAUUUAUCAAAAAAAAAUUCUGAACUAAAAUUCCCUUAAGAUUGAAUACAUCUGAAGCUUAUGUGAGGGACCUUUACCAUGUUUACCCCCAUUAUUGCCUUUUGUAUCAUAUUUGAUACAUACUUUUAUAUACUUAUAUAAAAUCAAUUACUAAAAAAAACACCUGAAUACAGUCCGAUAAAUGAUUAAAAUGAUUAAAAAAAUCAUCUAAUGUAUCAAACGAGAUAAAUAAAUAUAUUUGUUAAAUUUUAAGGACAUUUUGAUUUUUGGGGUUUUCAGUAGUAAGUGAAAUAAACAUUUCAGCUCCAAAAAAAAUUGAAUUUUUUGGCCAUAAUUUGUGGUUUCAGGCAUUAAAGGGUUAAAGGAUCUGGAAAAAUCUGCACAAAAGGGACAAGUGAAGAACCAGUACUGGAUGUUUGUGAUCUUCUGGUCCCGAGGAGACUGCAUAGGGUCAAAAUCCCUUCCACCCAUUAAAAUUUAUGACAGAGAGGCUAAAUAAUCAGAAAGGUUCACAGACUGCAUGUUAUAUUAAGCCUUCAUGCUGCUUCUCAAUCAAACAGAUGAUACAUGGAAAUAAUGAACUUGGUCAGUCUGUAAUUCUCUGCAUAACAUCUUGUUUUGCAGGGCUUUGUCUAAUUUUAUUGUGUAUUUAAAAUUUUUUCUAUUAACGUCUUAUUUGAAUUGUGUUUCGCACAGGUGGCCUUUCACAUCCAGCCAUACAAGGGACGGACAGACCAGAGCAUGCAUGACAACAUCAAAUACAUUAUUGACAAGUGAGUUAUUUAUUUCCGGGCCUCCAUUUUCCUCUGUGCAGUAUUUGUUUACCAAAAGGUCAAACCCUCCUCUCCGUAUCAUUGUCUGCUGACGUUAGGAAUCCAGAGAUCUGGUGAAACAUGAAGUCUAAUGAGAGGAGAUGUGGAGGAUAGUUGUUAAAAAUAGAUGUCUCCCCUGUGGUUCAGCUGUAAGAGAUCAGCAGGUAGAAUUCAAGUCAAAGGGAGCUGGACUCUGUAUCUACCUCCUUAUAUUUCAUGAUAUUCCUCUAAGGAAACAUGUAUAUAUAUCAGCAAUAAAAGAGAGAGUGGGGAAGGCUGUGAGGCUAAUCAGAUCCUGCUUCAUCUAAUAAAAUAUUCAGUGGGAAAAAGAAGCCCAUGAUCCCUCACUGUGGCCUGGAAGGAGAAUAAAGAGCCUCAGUGAUGCUGUGUUUGUAGUCAUACAAACUGGAGUCAAAUCAAAGCACGGGCCAGAGCGCCGCGAGCUGAAUCUGAUUCCUGGAUUUUAUGUUGCUGCCAAUAUUUUCAGAAAACCCGCUGUGCACACCAUCUGCAUGACAAGAAACAAUAUUUAGGCUGAGAGGAAAGAGGUGGAAGUUCUGAAAAAGUACAAAUAUGAUCUUAAUGGCUGAAACAAAUCAGUCUGUGAAGUCUUAGCAGGAAUAAAGCCGCUUUAAAACAUCAGUAUUGUUACAGUUAGGGCUGUCGCAAAAAAUUGAAUUUGACAAAGUUGUUGAAAAAUUAAAACACUGAUAUUGUAUUUAAAGUAUACACAAGGUAAUACCGUGACUUCAUGAUGUGCUCUUUUACUCUGGUUGCUACUCGUCAUAAAACGGAGGAUAAAUUAAGAAAAAGCAGCAGACUGCGAGCCAGCCAGCUGAAAAAGCCCCAGAGAAAUUAUGAAACCCUUUAAAAAACUCAUGUUAAAGAUUUAUCGUGAAACCAAAAAUAACAUUAGGGCUAGUGCCACUCCAGGUUACUAAUCAUGUGAGCAUUUACACUUUAAAACCAUUCCUUUAAGUGUUUGUGUUCAGUUGUGUACCUUGCAAUCUGAUUCAAAACUUCAAAAUAAAAGUAGGUUAUAAUAGUUUAAUACUUCGACAAGCAGGAACUAAAGCAAUAAGAAAUAAAAGCACAACAAUCAUUAAAUGAGACAAUGUCUUCUCCAGAGACGUUUUAGUCACAGGGCUUUUAAAAAAUCAUAAAUUUGAAUAUUAUUAGAAAUGCGGUGUGUUGUUCCAUCCUUAUUCCUUCCUUUAAGAAAGAGAAAGAUCGCAUGCUAACUUUACUUUUAUAUCUAUCUGCUUGUAGCGACUGCUUUCCUUCAACAAAAAAGGCCACUGGGUUUUACGUUCGCCUGCACCUGUGACUCGCUUUAAUGAUCAGUCCGAUUUGAGACAUGAAAAACGAUGAGAAAUGGUCAAAAAACGGUCAAAACAGUCAAUAGAAAAUUAUCAGUGCUUACCAAACAUCCCAAAACCACACCCCUCAGUGACGAUCUCGGAAGUGACUUGCCUACAAAAAUAAAACUUUCAAUAUAUUUUGGCUCCUACUCUGCUGUGUUAAGUACGAUACUUGUGUUUACAAAAAGGUUUCUCAAAUCUCCUGAAUCUGAAAUAAGUCCAAAAGCUUCUCUGUGUUCACCACCACAUUAGCACCCAUCAAAUUAAGAGUAGCGUGAUCAAAAUGAUGCAUAAGAUUUUAGUAAAUUGGUUAUAAUUUAACAUUUUUAAAUUUCUCCUCGUUUUUAUUUCCUCAGAUAUGGAAAGCACGGCGCUUUCUACAGAUUCAGGUCUAGCACAGGGCGAGUCCUGCCUCUGUUUUAUGUCUAUGACUCUUACCUGACCCCACCGGAGUCCUGGGCGGAGCUCCUGACCACUAAAGGCUCGCACAGCAUCAGGGGCACGCCUUACGAUGGCAUCUUUGUCGCCCUGAUUGUCGAAGAGCGCCACAAACACGACAUCCAAGCUAGCGGCUUUGAUGGCAUUUACACCUACUUCGCCUCCAACGGCUUCUCCUUUGGCUCGUCACACCAGAACUGGAAAGCCAUCAAGGCCUUCUGCGAUGCGAACAAUCUGCUUUUCAUUCCCAGCGUAGGUCCAGGGUAUGUGGAUACAGCUGUUCGACCCUGGAACAACCACAAUACCAGGAACCGGGUCAACGGGCGGUACUACGAGACAUCCCUGCAGGCAGCUUUGUCUGUCAGACCAGAAAUUGUCACCAUCACUUCCUUUAAUCAAUGGCACGAAGGUACACAGAUAGAGAGGGCUAUACCCAAGAAAACAGUGACCCGCUUGUACCUGGACUACCAACCCAACCAACCAGACCACUACUUAGAACUAACACGCCAGUGGGCCGAGAACUUUAACAAAGAGAAGGACAAAUGGCUGAUGUAGACUGGGCUUAAGUUUGAGAUUAUGUGCACUGCUAAAGACUUGCUGUUCAUCCACUUCUGUUUUUUUCUCCAACUCUGAUCUCUUGUGAUAAAACUUUCCUUUAAUGUUCACUCUACCUUCACUAUUUUUAUCUCUAACAAUUUUUUUGUACAGGUUGUUAACGUCACUGAUGUGUCGAAGCUGCAAAAUCACAAUGAUGGACAGCUAAUCUUUGUUUCCUGAGAACAGCUUUGUUUGGGACAGAAAGUGAAGCGAUGUACAGUGGAGGUGGUUUUCGACCAAAGGUGCCAGGAACUUUUAGUUCUGGGAGCUGAAUUGUUCCUAGCACAGCCUGAAACCCAUGGUAAGAUUAUGCAAAUCAGGCCGCUGACUACUAUGACGGUUAUUUGGUAGAAGAAGUCACUUGCACAGCUUUUUAUUCAAGUCCCUGCUGAACUUUUGUCUCAAAAAAAUGCUCACAAAAAAAAACAAAACAUUGGCAGCGGGUUAGCUGUAUCAUUAAAUAACAUCAGGUUACAAAAAGUUUUUGCUCUCAUGCUAUCGUCCUUUGGUGCCUCUACCUGUCCUCCCCUUUCCCUGCUCAGCUGGUGUUUGUCUGUUUAAAAUGCAAAUUAGACCCUGUUCAGACCUCGCAUCAGCAUGUGGCUUUUAGUGACAGGGAUACAAGUUACCAGCAUUAAAGGGAUAUUCCAGUGUAAACUUAAUUUAGGGUCAAACACACCAUAACACCGAGUUAGACACCCCCUCGAGAGAUGAAUGUUGCCGACUGCUUGCUUCUCUAGUUUUACCAACUUCAGUCACGACCGCACGAUAGCAAUACACAGCGGUCUGAGGAGCCAUAAACAAACUUCAACCAAAAUGCCACUCUAUAGCCACAAAUAAAGCUCAAAACAGCAUCUAACUUCAUCAACAGAACAUAUAAGGUCGCAGGCAUAGCACCAGCCACCAAACAUCUUUUUAACUUUGCCUAAUUUCUUUAGCAAAGAGACUAAACACAACUCACCUACUCUCUUCCAGCAGCCGCUUGUUUGUAGGAAGACCUCGGGCCAGUCUAUUACGGACUGCUACGGGGUGACGCAGCUCAAGGAAGAAGCAAGCGGUCAGCAAUAUUCAUCUCUCAAGGGGGUGUCAAACUUGGUGUUAUGAUGUUUGACCCUAAAUUAAUUUCUAAUUGUUGAUUAUCUUGAUUUUUAGUCUGCCUUCUUAAAACCAGUGAAACAGUUGAAUGAUUAUGAUUGUCUACUAACUAUUCCAGGAACCAUAUUUCCCCAAAAAAUAAACAUCACAUGCAAGUUAGUUUUUAAGAUUUACUCUUAAAUUUGACGGGGGAAAAAAUCGAUUUUUGAACAUAAAAAUUGAUUUAAAAAUUGUAAAACAAACAAUUGCAAUACUUAUGUGAAUCAAUCCUCUGAUCAGAUCUGGUUUUGGUGCUGGAUGUAAACAGGGCGUAAAAUUGUUUCUUGAUAAGACCAACCCCAUAACACCCAAAUCAUCCUGUUAUGAAAAUUAUGUACACAAAAUAGAGUCAUAAUUCCUGUCUGCACUCAGUUUUACUAAACAAAUAACAUUAGGUUAUGUGGGAUAUUAUAAACAACCUGUCCUCAUCCCUCCUUCUCUGUGUGUGUGUGUGUGUAUGUGUGUGUGUAUGCGUGCACUGCUACCAGUAUUUUCUAUGUAUAUUAAUGACCUGUUUUUUAUGUAAAUGAGAUCAUCCUCAGGUCCUGCCCCCAAAGUUUCAGGACCUUUGGAAAGUACUACGCCCCUGCAGGGACUUAAACGGGGUAAAUAAUAACCCCAGAACUAAAUUCAGACCUGGCUGUUAAUGCACAGAGUUUCUCCCUGGUUCCCUUUUUCCUGGGGAAGUUCCUGCUGUCGAAAAGCACCUUAAGUCUGCCCUGACUUUUUUUUUCUCACUUUCUUAUGAUGAACUGUUCUAUCCUGUAUUUCUUUCAGAAUUAAAAAAUGUGUCUGUUAA
Molecule: messenger RNA, 13806 nt
Organism: Xyrichtys novacula (pearly razorfish)
Lineage: Eukaryota; Metazoa; Chordata; Actinopteri; Labriformes; Labridae
Source: the annotation of a GenBank genome assembly